CCCUUAUUUUUACACGAUACUCCACCACAGUGUGAGUCAGCUAGUCAGUAUUAAAGUUGCGUUGGUACGAGUAAAAUCCAUCUUCUUGGGUGUGUCUUGACAAUUCCGACAAGUUCACUUUUAAUUCGUCCUGCAAAUUUUGCAUUUCUGCACAAGAUGUCUUCAGCUGAGUACUAUCCCUUCCGUUGCACUCCAACCGUUUACCCGGCCGAUCCAUUCGAUCCCGUGGCUGAUGCUGCCACCCUAAGGAGUGCCAUGAAGGGCUUCGGGACGGACGAAAAAGCAAUUGUCGAAGUUCUUGGUCGUCGAGGAAUUGUGCAGCGUCUUGAGAUUCUUGAGGCCUACAAAACCUCAUACGGAAAAGACCUCAUUUCCGACCUCAAGUCCGAGCUGGGCGGAAACUUUGAGAAUGCCAUCGUGGCUCUCAUGACGCCCUUGCCUCAAUACUAUGCUUCUGAACUCCACGAUGCAGUGUCCGGAAUGGGAACUGAUGAAGAUUGCAUCAUCGAAGUUCUGUGCUCACUAUCCAACUUCGGCAUCAAGACCAUUGCCCAAUUCUACGAGCAGAUGUACGGACGUACCCUGGAGGAUGACCUCAAGGGUGAUACCAGUGGCCACUUCAAGAGACUCUGCAGAUCUCUAGUUCAGGGCAACAGAGAUGAAAAUCAGGGAGUGGACGAAGCUGCUGCCAUUGCUGACGCACAGGCCCUCUUUGACGCCGGUGAAGGUCAAUGGGGCACCGAUGAGUCCAUUUUCAACUCACUCCUCGUGACUCGCUCCUACCAGCAACUGAGGCAGAUCUUCCAGGAGUACCAGAACAUCUCUGGCAAGGACAUCGAAUCUACCAUCAAGAGUGAGUUCAGCGGAGCCGUUGAGAAGGGAAUGUUGGCCAUUGUAGGAUGCUGCAAAUCCAAGGUGGACUACUUCGCCGAGAGGCUCCACGAUGCCAUGAAUGGACUUGGUACCAAUGACCGAACCCUCAUCCGAAUCAUCGUGAGUCGCUCAGAAAUUGAUCUGGGAGAUAUCAGAGAUGCUUUCGAGACCAAGUAUGGCAAGAGUCUCGUGUCUUGGAUUAAGGCAAGUUGGGUAUGGUAUUGUUUUUUAAAUUUUAUUGCUCGUCUUCCUGUGCAUCUUCUGGACACAGCUAUGGGUAAAAUAAUCCACUAACCACCUUCUAUUACAGGGCUGAUACAGGAGAUAACUUUUCUUUCGACUAUUUUUGUAGUUUGUCGAAAAAUCAUAAAAAUUUGUGCAUGAUUUUUAUUUAUACUUUUAAUGGUGCACUGAGAGAAAUCCGAAAAAGCCAAAAUAACAUGUCAAAAAUGUUAAUUUUACCCUGCGGUAUUGAUCUGAAAUCGGUGUAAAUAUUACCCUUUUUAGGUGUAUUAUGGGUUAAAGUUACCCUUUUUCCGUGUUGAUUUUACCCUCAAAAGGUGUAAAAUUAACAUUAAAAAAUGUUGAUAUAUUUUUACACCCGAAAAGUGUUAAAGUUAUAACAAAAAAAUUAAUCGUAGCCUCUUUUUUUCUCAGUGUGACAAUAAUGCAAAUAAGUAACGGAUAUUUUAGAGGCAUUUGUUCAUGCAAAUUCGCAAUUUUAUUUUUAGAACUAAUCUAUAUUUUACUGGUUUGAACUACUCUGGAAUGUUUGGAGUUAUCAGUUUAUACUGAAUUUUUAGAAGUCAAUGUUACACUUCGCAAUUCUUUAUCAAUUUUUGGGUAUUGAUAAAUAUUUUGCAUUAUCUCAAUAGCAAUGAAAACAAAUCUUUGAUUGCGAUAAAUCUUUAUCGAGAUACAUAGAGGUAUGUGUAAAUUGUAAAUCGACAAGAGGAUUUCCAUAUCGGAAAUCUCAAUUUGAAAUUUUAUAAAAAAGUGCUGUUGUUAUUGUAAAAUCUAGAGCAGGUGGAUGAAAUAUUAAAAAAAAU
This is a messenger RNA of Phlebotomus papatasi, 1922 nucleotides long. Its product is annotated as annexin B9. Gene Ontology annotation, molecular function: calcium-dependent phospholipid binding; calcium ion binding. Lineage: Eukaryota; Metazoa; Arthropoda; Insecta; Diptera; Psychodidae. The transcript is spliced from 3 exons. Gene Ontology annotation, cellular component: cytoplasm. Bases 157 to 1167 code for a protein of 336 amino acids. The record is from RefSeq and is a predicted model, not a curated record.